Sorex araneus (European shrew) is the source of this 2812-nucleotide messenger RNA. RefSeq names its product RIC3 acetylcholine receptor chaperone (gene RIC3). Gene Ontology annotation, cellular component: intracellular membrane-bounded organelle; neuron projection; neuronal cell body. Gene Ontology annotation, biological process: protein localization to cell surface; synaptic transmission, cholinergic. The record is from RefSeq and is a predicted model, not a curated record. Lineage: Eukaryota; Metazoa; Chordata; Mammalia; Eulipotyphla; Soricidae. The transcript has 6 exons. The coding region runs from base 165 to 1301 and encodes 378 amino acids.
AUCCAAACGGCAGGGCGCGGGCAGAGGAGGCUGACUUGCCUGCGCACUUGUCCCUCGUGAGUCGCCGUCAGCGCAGCCCCUGUCCAGCCGCGGGAGGCCUUGGGCGCUGUGGUUCCGGUUCCGGUUCGGGCUCGCGUCUGCACCUGCGGGGACGGCGGGCUGCCAUGGCGUACUCCACGGUGCAGAGGGUGGCUCUGGCCUCGGGGCUCGUCCUGGCUGUGUCGCUGCUGCUCCCCAAGGCCUUCUUGUCCCGGGGAAAGCGGCAGGAGCCGCCAGCAGCCCCCGAAGGCAAAUUAGGUCGAUUUCCACCCAUGAUGCAUCAACACCAGGCACCCCCAGAUGGCCAGAACCCCGGGGCUCGUUUCCAGAGAUCUCACCUUGCAGAGGCCUUUGCAAAGGCCAAAGGGUCCAGUGGAGGCACUGGAGGAGGAGGUAGUAGAAGAGGCUUGAUGGGACAGAUUAUCCCAAUCUAUGGUUUUGGGAUCUUUUUAUAUAUACUGUACAUUCUGUUUAAGCUCUCGAAGGGAAAAGCUGCGGGAGAGGAUCGGAAAUGCUCGACUGCCACACCUGGAAACACCCACAGGAAAAUUACCAAUUUUGAGCUCGCUCAACUUCAGGAAAAACUGAAGGAGACAGAGGAAGCCAUGGAAAAACUGAUCAGCAGAGUGGGAUCUAACGGUGAGAGAGCACAGGCUGUGACUUCUGACCAAGAAAAACGGUUGCUGCAUCAGCUCCGGGAAAUCACCAGGGUGAUGAAAGAAGGAAAAUUCAUUGACCGAGUCACUCCAGAGAAAGAAGCUGAGGAGGCCCCUUACAUGGAGGACUGGGAAGGUUACCCUGAGGAGACUUACCCAAUUUAUGACAUUUCAGAUUGCAUCAAGCGUAGGCAGGAAACAAUUCUGGUGGAUUACCCAGACCCCAAAGAGCCUUCUGCUGAAGAAAUAGCAGAGAGAAUGGCCGUGCUGGAAGAGGAAGAAACCGGCCCUGUGGGCUGGGCAGCCCCCGCCCAUCCCGGAGCCCAGGAAGACACUUCGGUUCCUGCUUACGACCCAAAGCCAGAAACGUGUCCUUGCUGUUUUCCCGAGGAAGAGGACCCCGCCGUGCUGGCGGAGAACGCCGGGUUCGCGGCAGAGAGUUUCAGUGAGCCGGAGGAAGCCACCAGAGAAGUGUGGCCCCACGGCUUCAGCGAGGAAAGUCAGGGCACCGGCACCGAGGAGGUCUGUGCCUCUGGUGCACUGAGGAAAAGAACCCCACAGAGUGUUGAGUGCCAGCCGCCAGCCUGGGGAAGCCCAGUACUCUAGUUCCACGGUGACUGCUGCCUGCUCUCUGAUGCGUCCUGGCCCUGUGCCCUGUACCACCGUCCCUGUCUUCAGAUGUCAUCGCCGGCCAAGUUACACCCAUGGAUCGUGUGUCGUUGCUGGUGUUCACACACCUGUCACCUUGUAGAACACCCUCGAGAUUAGUGGGAACACCGGGCAGCAUCAUUGCUUCUCUUCCUGCCUUUCCCCCCGUCACAGCCGAGGCACGGCGCACUCCUGUUUGAUUUAUCGUGAUUACAGAUGGGACCGCUCAGGCGCCAAGGCCUGACUCUCCCUGGCAGGAGUAGCAGAUGACUCCCCUGUGACUGGACAUCACCUUACUCGUGAGGAGGCCUUACGGGCACCAGAGUGUGAAGAUGUCCCUGUCCGAGAUGCCUUAUCCUGGGGAACUUGAGCAGUGUAGUGGCUCCUGGGGUUUGAGAAGAAGCCAUUUCCUCUAUGAGCUUCCUGGGGGGAGGGGGGUGCAGAGUAAGGUAGGACUCUGCUGUCUGAGCUGGAGCGUCUCCCUCAGGGCCACGCUGCCUCCUACAGCCUCUCUGGGCCGUAGAGGAUGCCCAGAGUGAGCCUAGAGGCAGGGCGAGCUGUUCACGCAGACGCUGCCUGGCUCUCCAGCCCCCUUACUCCUGUUCUGCUUGCCUAAACUGCGAGUCCCAAAGCACCUUGGUACCUCUGCUCCAGAGUAGCGGGAGGAUGCUUCAGAGACUCGUUCUUGCCCAGCCAGACAAAGGGUUGAGGCGAUUGGGGCGAUAGGAGAGCCUGUUCCCCAUCUCUGCUACUCAGGCCAGGGUGAAGGAGAGACGACCCGUGCACUUACAGUACUUACCUAGAACUUCCUGUUUCUGAAUAAACUCCCGGGAGUUUGUGCUCACAGUCAUGUGACUUGAAACAAAUGAAGACUGAGUGUGUAGACCAGCUAACUCCGAAGGGACAGUGCCGGGUGUAGCUGUCUUAGAGUAGCAGUGCAGCGAUGCCUGGCAGAGGAGACUGUACACAUGGCAUCCAGGUCGCAGGGUCUGUGGGGUGAGCCAGAGUGGAGGGGAGAGGGGGAGCCAGGGCUGCCCUGUACCUUCUAGAGACGAGAAGGCACCCAAGAAGGGUAACAAAGAUGAGUGAACUUAUAGUUCACGUACAUAAGAUCUGAGAACUUCAGGAAGGCGCAUUCCUCAGGAUGCUCCUAGUCAUGAAAUCUGGAAGACUUGAAGCAUUGAGAAAGAGUGUGAAGUGGCCACAGCGUUCCACUGUAUCUGCUGCGAGUAAAUGCUGGGAAAACAGUUUCAGUCAUUCACAGAAGUUUAUACUAAUGCCAAAGGUAUGGGGUCAGAUCGAGAUCAUGUGUCAGCUACUACUAGAUAUUUCUUUUUUAAUUAAUUGAGCUAUAGAGAAAAGUUAAGUCUAUAGAAAGUAUAUUGCAUCUAUAUCUAUAUGGAAUAUUUGACUUGUAAAGAAUAUGGUUUAAAAAAUAAAUAAAAAAUAAUUAAAACGGAACAAUAAAA